AUGGCGGAAUUUAUCCUACUACUUAUUAUCCCCUUUGUGUCGUCUAUGUUCAUAGGUACACAUUGUAUAGAACGCCCACUCAUUAAGAAUCAGGAACUUGUUACUAACUACUCUUACAAGUUACUGAGUUCCGUCCCUAAGAAUGUGUCUUUAGAGACGACUGUGUUGGAUCUGUCACAUAAUAACAUCAAAAACCUUGAAACAACAGACCUCAACUAUCUGUUGUAUCUCAAAGUUCUCAAUAUUUCAUAUAAUCUGCUCACUGAACUGAACAAAAAUAUAUUUGACUCUAACAACCACUUGGAGCAUUUGGAUUUAUCCUACAACCAGCUUAAGAAUGUCUCUUGCACAUUUCCAGACAACCUUCGGUAUUUGGACAUUUCGUACAAUCAUUUCAGAACAUUAUCUGUAACUAGAGGUUUGGGAAAUCUGGUAAAACUGGAGUACUUAGGGUUUGGUGUGGAGCAGUUUCUGCACUCGGAUUUUGAAGCAAUCUCUCAACUAAAACUACAACGUGUGUUCAUCAAUUUAAAUAAUCUAUCGGAUUACCAAAAUGGCAGUUUACUCAUGCUGAACACAAAGUACCUUCACCUUGAAUCUCUGCUCAUGAAAAAAGAUAUUUUCAACUUACUUUUUGAUGCUGUGAAUGUAUCUGAAUCUUUGGAACUGUCCAAGAUUGACAAUGUGGUAUAUGGAAUAACGAGCAACAUAUUAAGAAUAGCCAAGAAUUCUAGAGUCACCGAUUUAACUAUGUAUGACUUUUCACUACCAUGGAAUAUACUUACCUUCAUUCUUCAGGUUAUAUGGCACUCACCUGUUGAGAAGUUCCAUCUGUCUGAAUUUACAUUGGUUGGCUUCAUCAAUAGAGUUCAGUUUGACUAUUCCAACUCUUCUAUGAAAGAGCUUUACUUGAACAACAUUCAAAGUAAAGUUUUUUUGUUUAACCAAACUAUAUUGUACAGAUUGUUUUCUGAAAUGAACAUUGAAAAUUUGACCGUAAAUUCGGCCAAUUUUCUCUUUAUGGAGUGUCCUUUAAAACCUAGCAGCUUUCAGUACUUGGACUUUACCAGUAACGCAAUGACGGAUGAUGUCUUUCAAAAUUGUGCAACGCUGACUAAGCUGAGAACCUUUAUAAUGGUAGACAACAAGCUGCAAGCCUUAGUCAAGGUGAGCUCAAUGACAAGCAAAAUGAUAGCCUUGCAACAUCUUGACGUAAGUCGUAACCAGCUUCAUUACAAUGAGGAGACAUGCAGCUGGUCGCAGAGUAUAACAAAGCUGAACUUGGCUUUCUGUUCUUUAACCAAUUCUGUUUUUAAAUGUUUGCCAAAGAAUAUUAGGUGGUUGGAUUUGUCUAAAAAUGACAUAGCAUUUAUACCAUUAAACAUAGCCUAUUUUGAAAAACUAGAAUAUCUUAACCUUGCAUAUAAUCGAUUCUUUGAUAUGCCCGACUGCACAUUGUUACCUCGUCUAAACGUGCUCCAUAUUGAAUACAACCAAAUUCCUUAUCCAUCUACUGACUCCAUUCACAAAUGUAAAAAUGUCUCCAGAAUAAACAUGGGGAACAACCCAUUCCAUUGUUUUUGUGAGAUAAGAACCUUCAUUAAAACAGUAAGGAAAUCACCAGAGCGAAUGAAUAGCUGGCCAGAAAAUUAUGUUUGUGAACUCCCGGACAACGUUAAAGGGGUCAUGUUGGCUGACUUCUACUUGCCUGAAAUAUACUGUAAUAUCUAUAUACUGGUCCCAGUUAUAGUUGUGCCAAUAAUCCUUGGUCUUGCUCUGCUGUUUAUUGUAUGCAAAUAUUGUGAUGUGCCAUGGUAUUUAAAGAUGAUUUGGCAGUGGACAAGGACAAAGCACAGGACUAGGAAAUCCCAAAGUGGCGACUGGGAACUCAGGAGAGAUUUUGACUUCCAUGCUUUUGUUUCUUAUAGUGAACACGAUGCAUCUUGGGUUAAGCAUACAAUGUUGCCAAGUAUAGAGAACACUGACAACUCGAUACGGAUCUGUCAGCACGAGAGAAAUUUCUUGCCAGGAAAACCCAUUGUUGAAAACAUUAUUAACUGCAUUGAGAAAAGCUACAAGUCCAUCUUUGUUUUAUCUCCUCAUUUUGUGCAGAGUGAGUGGUGUCAUUAUGAACUCUAUUUUGCUCAUCAACAACUGUUUACUGAAAAGAAAGACAACCUAAUUUUAAUUCUGCUUGAACCAAUCCCUCAGUACAUUAUCCCUUCAAGGUACUCUAGACUGAAAGCACUUAUGGCAAAAAGAACAUAUCUGGAAUGGCCAAAAGAGAAAAGCAAGCAUGGUCUUUUCUGGGCUAAUGUCAAAGCAGCUAUUAGCAUCAACUUGUCAGAUCUGCAUCAUGAAGAACCACACUCUGAGACCCAAGUGCUCCUACAUGAUCAGGAAAAUAUCCACUCAAGUGAGAGUACAUAA
Nanorana parkeri is the source of this 2430-nucleotide messenger RNA. RefSeq names its product toll-like receptor 6. Gene Ontology annotation, cellular component: membrane. Gene Ontology annotation, molecular function: transmembrane signaling receptor activity; Toll-like receptor 2 binding; lipopeptide binding. The record is from RefSeq and is a predicted model, not a curated record. The coding region runs from base 1 to 2430 and encodes 809 amino acids. The transcript has a single exon. Gene Ontology annotation, biological process: cellular response to bacterial lipopeptide; inflammatory response; toll-like receptor signaling pathway. Lineage: Eukaryota; Metazoa; Chordata; Amphibia; Anura; Dicroglossidae.